Caenorhabditis elegans is the source of this 1608-nucleotide messenger RNA. It is a transcript of the gene fos-1, whose product is annotated as Transcription factor fos-1. Lineage: Eukaryota; Metazoa; Nematoda; Chromadorea; Rhabditida; Rhabditidae. Gene Ontology annotation, cellular component: nucleus. The record is from RefSeq and is marked reviewed. Gene Ontology annotation, molecular function: DNA-binding transcription factor activity; DNA binding. Gene Ontology annotation, biological process: regulation of DNA-templated transcription; regulation of transcription by RNA polymerase II.
AUCAAUACCAAUAAUAGGAAAAUCAUCUGCUGGGCAGCUGUAAAACGUCUUUACUCCACUCAAAACACAGUUCCAACCAUCUGAUAUCCCAUCUCCGCUCACACCGAACAUCAGCUCGCCACUUACGCCACAUCCAUUUGGUCCGAUCCCAGCAAUCCCGACUAAUCAAAUCUACAAUCGAACAUUCACCGAUUUCUACUCGACGGCAGCUUCAUCGCCUAUGGUACAGUAUAGCACGGUGAAGAAAUCGUCGGCUGGGAGAAAACCUAAAGAAGAGGAUAAUAUGGAGGAUGACGAUGAUGAUAAGAGGCUGAAACGUCGUCAAAGGAAUAAAGAAGCUGCUGCAAGAUGUCGGCAAAGGAGAAUUGAUUUGAUGAAGGAAUUGCAAGAUCAAGUAAAUGACUUCAAAAAUAGCAACGACAAAAAAAUGGCGGAAUGCAACAACAUCCGAAAUAAGCUCAACAGUCUCAAAAACUAUUUGGAAACGCAUGAUUGUAAACUGAGUCGCGAAGAACGAACACAUGAGAUAAAUCGAUUGAUAAUCCCACCAUCAACAGUUCCACCAUCACAACCAUAUCUUCAACAUUCGUUGAGAGUUCAUCCACCACGUGCUGACUCUGUACCAUAUUCUAUUCGAUCAGGACAUUCAUCUUCAUCGUCUGAACAACACUCACCAGUUGAGGACUAUAAGCCUUCAAUUGAUCAAUUACUUCUUCCUCCAAUCUCAUGUAUUCAAAAUAUCAAAGAUCGAAAUAUCAAUUCUAUGCCACCACCAGCUUUACCGGCAAGCACGAGUGCUGCUGGAAUUCAUGUUAUCACUUCUAUCCCGGUUUCGCAUGCCAACUCAUUACACGGUCGUUCGGAAAACGUUUUCGCAGAACCGGAACGCAAAAUUCCAAAAAUCGAGUUGGACCAAACACUGACAUCAUUGACCAUGCCAGACGACGUUGAACGUCCGUCAGCUCUUCCGACGCUUUCCAGAAUCGUUGAAAAUCAGCCGAUCACUACUCCCAGCAGGCCUUUCCGUCUCGGGGGGGAAUAUCAAAAUCAAACACCGCAGAGUACAGGGAAUGGACUAUUCGGAGGCCCACCAGGCCCAUUCGACUUGCUUUCCUCCAACACUGGUCUGACACCUUCUGGUCAGCCAACAAUGAACUUCGUUUCAACUCCAACCCCGAUUCAACCACAUCCGGAUGCUGAUCUCCGACCACUCUAGAUUCCGAUUCAAAUCAUUUUCUGUAGCGUGCAUUUGUAAUUUUCCCCGUCCAGCUCUCAUUAUUACAAAAUUUCAUACAAUUUCCCGAUUUUCUAUCCAAUUUCCAUAUCUUUAAAUUCAGCCAGUUCUCUCUUUUCUCAUUAUAGUUUCACUUUUAGCUACUGAAAUUCCCCCAACUUUCCGUUUCCAAUUAUUGUGAUAAGAAAUACAUUCAACUGUAACAUCAUUUUCUUAUUCUUCGAAACCAUCAACUUCUUCACUGGUAAAUCUUCAAGUCGAUUUUCUCCAUUUUUUUCUUCUUCAGUUUCAUUAAAUUCAUGAACUUUCCUUACCAACCAUCAAUCCCAAUGUCACAUAAACGAAUAUUUUUCAUCAUGAAUCAUUUACCUCAA